Raphanus sativus (radish) is the source of this 996-nucleotide messenger RNA. RefSeq names its product transcription factor MYB34-like. The record is from RefSeq and is a predicted model, not a curated record. The transcript has 5 exons. Bases 1 to 897 code for a protein of 298 amino acids. Lineage: Eukaryota; Viridiplantae; Streptophyta; Magnoliopsida; Brassicales; Brassicaceae.
AUGGUGCCGAUAAAGCAGGUGUUCCCUAUGGGAGUGAUCUUUAUCUCUGCAGUUUAUUCUUUUUGUUUAAGGUUCAAGUGGCUUGCGAUAGUGGUUCCUUAUGUCGGGGAUUCUGAUGGGACGAAGAGAGGAGAAUGGACGGAGGAGGAAGACCGGAAACUCGUCGCUUACAUCGACGUAUACGGCAUCGGCGACUGGCGUUUUCUCCCUCCCAAAGCUGGUUUGCAGCGAUGUGGAAAGAGCUGCAGAUUAAGGUGGCUAAACUAUCUAAGGCCUGGGGUCAAGAAAGGCAAAUUCACCCCUCAAGAAGAGGAAACCAUCAUCAGUUUUCAUUCUAUUCUCGGCAACAGGUGGGCAACCAUAGCGCAGCAAAUGCCGGGUCGAUCAGACAACGACAUCAAGAACCAUUGGAACUCUUGCCUUAAGAAAAGACUCGAGAGAAACGGAAUCGACCCAAUGACCCACCAGCCAAUGAUCAACCUCGCCGUCAAAACACAGUCGUUUAACACAGAUUGCGGUAGCUCUUCCUGCUCGACGGCGAGUCCAUUCUCUUCUUCCUUCUCCUCCGGCUCGGCCCGUCUUCUUAACAAGAUCGCCACUGGUAUCUCAUCUAGACAACACGGUGUCGACAGGAUCAAGAACAUCUUGUCAGAUCCGUCAAUCACAAGCAUUAAUGGUCAAGAGGAAGGAUUCGAGCAGCUGAAGAUAGAUCAUGGGAAGAUGUUAGCUAGUGAUGAUCAAACAGAUGAUUUUCUGAUGUGGGACGAGGAGAAAACGAGACAUUUCAUGGAGGAGAUUGGUGUAAUGGAUUUCCAAACGAAUGGAGUCUAUAACCCUAGUUCAUCAGCACAGUAUGGUGUUUAUGAGAGUGGCCUACUUGAUGAUCAUCUCAUUUGAUGAAUCGAUGGUUUACUGUGUGAAAUUAUCGUUUGUGUAUUACAUAUUACACAUUAUUCUUUUUGUACGUUGUUAUAACAAAUUAAGAAUAAUAUUCAU